AAAAAAAAAAAAAAGUGGGCGGGCUGGGAAAGUUGCAAAGGCAGGAAGUGAGAGAAAGAGACAAAGUUUCCAAGGAGGAGGAGACAAAAAAGAAGGGGGAGGGAAGGAGGGAGGGCGGAGAAGCAAAAGGAGGAAGUGAAGGAGGGAGGGGAGACCUGCGUCUCUUUGCAAAACAAGGAAGGAAAUCCAAAGACAAGGAAGAGGAAGGAGGGAAGGAAGAAACCAUUGGGCCUGGAAGCCGAAGGAGAAGGGGGAGAUCGGUGAAAUGGAAGGCUAAGGAGGGAGAAGGGAAAGCAGGCGUGGGAUCCCCCCACUUCCCCCCUGCUUUGCAUGCUCUCCUUCCAACCCAGAGUUGGGGGAAGAGGCAAGGUAAAAAGGGACCCCUUUCCCCACCGCCCAAAGGAAGAACGGGAGGUGAUCCACGCACCCACGCGUCGCGAGUGGACUGCGAAAGAGGCGACGUGGCCUCCUUGGUGUUGGCCCCCUUGGAGCUCAACGCGCAGGCGCGAAGAUGUGGAGGCUGGCCCUCGUCCUCUUCGGCCCCCUGUUGGGUGUCAUUCAGCCCCUUGAAAGUUACUCUUCUCCCUUUAUGGGAGUCUGCCAAGGCUACCCCGAUAUCCGGAGAGAGGCCCAAGGCUUGAUCCGCAGUCCUUCUUCGCAAGGGAUGUCGUAUAGUAGCUGCAGUUGGGUCAUUGUGGGCGGACCAGAGGAUAUCAUCUAUGUCAGGUUCCAGCACUUCCAUCUCUCCUGCAGCUCAGGUGUGCUUAUUGUUCGGAUGCCCUUGCAACCUCCCCGGAGAAUGUGCGGCUACAAAAACCCUGAGCCCCUCCGGAUAACAGGGGGCAAUGUGACCCUCACCUAUAGCUGGAAGUUUCUGACGGAAGAUGGGUUUCAGCUCAAGUAUCAGAAAGCCCAUCCUCCGAUCCAAUGCAACCUGACCUUGGACAGUUUCUACGGGGUCCUCUUUUCGCCAGGCUUUGCCUCGGACUCUUACCUGGGGGAGGCCAAUUGCCAAUGGACCCUCGAUGCCCACGACAGCCGCCCGUUGAGCAUCCGCUUCACCCUCCUCGAAUUAGAUGUCAGGGACUCUCUCCGCGUCUACGAGGGGGUUCCUGGAGCUACUGGGAGCCCCCGCUUGCUGCGUAAUUUGGAUUACACCAGUAAUAACAAGGUGGUCACAGUGGACUCGCCAUCCAGCCGGGCCUGGGUCACAUACCAGGCGACGGCGGGAACAACGUUCCGCGGUUUCAACGCCACUUACCACGUGCGGGGCUUCUGCGUGCCGUGGGACUUCCCCUGUGGCGGUGGAGACGGUGAAGGAGCGACCUGCUACAGUGCCGCAGAGCGAUGCGAUGGAAUAUGGAAUUGUGCCAAUGGGGCUGACGAAGAAAGCUGCCGCGGGUGCCCACCUGGACAAUACGCCUGCGGUGGGCAAGGGAUCGGGGGUGCCGUCUGCUAUGGCCCCGCUGACCGCUGCAACUACCAGACCUUUUGUGCUGACGCUGCCGAUGAGCGGCACUGCUACAGCUGCCAGCCGGGCAACUUCCGCUGCCAUGACGGGCGCUGCAUCUACGAGAGCUGGGUCUGCGAUGGACAGGCGGACUGCAUUGACGCCUCUGACGAGUCGGAUUGCACCUAUGUCCUCCCGCGCAAAGUAGUGACGGCCACCGUCAUUGGCAGCCUGGUUUGCGGCCUUCUCCUAGUGAUAGCUCUGGGGUGCACCUGCCGACUUUAUGCCCUCCGCAGCCAUGAGUUCGGUAUAUUAGCCCCCAUGUCGCGAAUGGAGGCAGAACUUGUACAGCGCCAAGCACCACCUUCGUAUGGACAACUCAUAGCCCGGGGGGCCAUCCCACCUGUUGAUGGCUUCCCAACUGAGCAUCCAAGUCAGAAUUCGAUGCUGGGGAACUUGCGCUCUCUGCUCCAUUUGUUACGUCGCCAGCCAACCACGGCCGGUGCCACCAAUGGGGGACACCACCAGCAUCGCAGCCGCUUUGUGCGCCGCGUGGUGAGACGCAUGCGCCGAUUGGGGUUGCUUCCACGAUCAGCCCCAUCUUCAUCUGCCACCACCACAGCCACAACAGCGUCACCCUCCGUCCCCGACAGCACACCUGAGCCAUCCCCUGGAGGCGAGGUUUCUGGCCAGACCGAUGAACAAGCACCGCCUCUUCCUCAGAAAGUCCCGCCCUGUCAAGCUGAACCAGCGCAGGACCCCCCGGCCCCUCGCCCUCCCACUCCGCGCCUCUCAGGAAUGAUGCACAACCUCCGGGUGCGGCUCUUCUCCCCCGUGGCCCCACAUUCGGCAGAGGGAGGGGACCCACUGAGCCUUCCCCCGUCCCCCGAGGAGGAGGACGACGUGCUCCUGGUGCCCCUCACUGAAUCGUGGCUUGAAAACAUCAAUGCCGCCGCGAACUUGGAUGCUGAUGACGAACCCCUUUUGACAUGAGACGCCUUCUGUGCCACUGGAGCUGACGUGGCUCCUCUUUCCAACACUGGAUGCUGCCUUUUGAGAACAUCCCUCCAAGCGACAAGAAGAAGAACGGACCAGUUUCCAAGAGCCAAUCCCCGACGUCUUUCUCCCAAAGAGAAAAAGAAAGAGAUGAGCUAACAUCCUGUUGGUGAUUUCCAUUUGGUUCUGGCAAUAUAUACAGUUUCUGGGGACAUUGUGGAAGGAGGUAUGUGCUACCUACUUGCAUAGUGCCCUGUUUCAGAUAUACCGCAAGUAACAAGUGUGCAACAACAAGAAUGGACCAGCUUCUGAAAGCCAAUCCCCGUCAUUUUCCCAAAGAGGUCUCUUUACAGUAGAAACAAGCUAGCAUCCUGUUGUUGAUCUCCAUUGAUGUAAUAGCUGGCCAUGACAGUGUAUACAGUUUUGAGAGCAUUGUGGAAGGAGGUAUAUGCCUUCUUUCAGAUAUACCGCAAGCAAAAAGUGUGCAACAACAAGAAUGGAACAGCUUCUGAAAGGCAAUUCCCGUUGUCUUUUCCCCAAAGGGACCCCUUUGCAAUAGAAACAGGCUAGCAUCCUGUUGUUGAUCUCUAUUGAUGUAAUAGCUGGUCAUGGCAGUAUAUACAGUUUUGAGAGCAUUGUGGAAGGAGGUAUGUGGUACCUACUUGCAUAGUGCUCUGUUUCAGAUAUACCGCAAGCAACAAGUGUGCAAUGACAAGAAUGGACCAGCUUCUGAAAGCCAAUCCCCGUCGUUGUUUUCCCAAAGAGGUCCCUUUGCAAUAGAAACAGGCUAGCAUCCUGUUGUUGAUCUCCAUUGAUGUGAUAGCUGUCCAGUUUUGAGAGCAUUGUGGUAGGAGGUAUGUGUUAUCCGGGGACACCGAAAUACCUAAUGCAACAUCCUCCCAAAGUCACUGAUCAACUAUGUAGAUGUGACCAAAUAUGGUCCAGAAGAGCUUGAAGAUGGAAGAGAUUAUGGAGGCCAGUCUUUCUUUCUACGCCAGUGGUUCUCAACCUGGGGUCCCCAGAUGUUUUUGGCCUACAAGUCCCAGAAAUCCCAGCCAGUUUACCAGCUGUUAGGAUUUCUGGGAGUUGAAGGUUGAAAACAUAUGGAGACCCCAGGUUGAGAACCACUGUUCUUCAUAUACAAGGAAAACCAGACCAUAUGUGAGCUCAUCCAUGUUCCGGGUGGAGACUCUGCUGCAGAUAUGGGCAAAUUUGGCCUUCCAGGUGUUUUGGACUUCAACUGCCAUCAUCCCUAACAGCCUCAGGCCCCUUCCUUUUCCCCCUCCGCCGCUUAAGCGGCAGAGGGGGAAAAGGAAAGGGCCUGAGGCUGUUAGGGAUGAUGGGAGUUGAAGUCCAAAACACCUGGAGGGCUCAAGUUUGCCCAUGCAAAGUCUAUGAAUCCACUGGAACUGCUUUGAAGUUUUUUAACAGAGAGAUCCUCUGCAUUUCUAUUUGGAGGUCAAUACCGCUAUAUGGAGUGGAAUUUACUCUUCCGCAAAUGCAGACGAUUGCGACAUGGAAGAUAUUUUGACUUUCUAUUGAUGAGACCUUUUUAUAGAUUAUUUUUUACAAAGCGCAGCCAACGAAGUUAAUUUUUUGCACAGGGGGAUAUCCAAUCAGUUGUAAACAAGGAGGGGUUUAUAUGAAGAAGAAGAUGAGAAAUAUCUCAAUUAAGUUAAGAAGUUAGAAGUGUUCAUUGCUUUUUUAUUGCUUUCACAGUGACAGAAAGCAGGGAAACCGAUAUCCAGAUUAUUUAAGAAAUACGUAUUCGGGAUAAGCUUGUGUACGUUGAAAACUGACUUUAAAAUACAUUAAAAGGUGAGGGCUGCCUCUGUCCACUUACAUUUAAAAAUUAAUUUUAAAAUGAAGUGAGAUGGAAUUUUCAGUCAAGGCAGGAUCCAACUUGUUUUUAAUGGGUUGCUGUGAGUUUUCUGUAUGGCCAUUUUCGAGAAGCGUUCUCUCCUGAUGUUUCGCCCACAUCUAUGGCAGGCAUCCUCAGAGGUUGUAAGGUCUGUUGGAAACUAGGCAAGUGAGGUUUAUAUAUUUGUGGAAUAAUGUCCAGGGUGGGAGAACGAACUCCUUUCUGCUAGAGGCAAGUGUGAAUGUUUAUUAGGAUUGAAAGGCCUUACAGCUUCAAAGCCUGGCUGUUUCCUGCCUGGGGGAAUCCUUUGUUGGGAGGUGUAAGCUGGCCCUAAAGUCAAGACAGCAAAUAAGGAACAAACAGAGGAAUUCCAGACAUGAAACAAUCAGGGCCAGCCAGGCUUUGAAACUGCAAGGCCAUUCAAGGCUAAUCAAGGUGGCCAAUUGCAACAUUCAUGCUUGCAUCAAGCAGACAAGAGUUCUUCCUCACAUCCUGGACAUCAUUCCACAGAUAUAUAAACCCCACUUGUCUAGUUCCCAACAGACCUCACAACCUCUGAGGAUGCCUGCCAUAGAUGUGGGUGAAACGAGAGAAUGCUUCUCGAACAUGGCCAUACAGUUCAGAAAACUCACAGCAACCCAGUGAUUCCGGCCAUGAAAGCUUUCAUUGGAUCUUCUCUUGGCUGUACUUUGAUGUGACCCAUUGAAAUAAAUUAGAUUUCAGUUUAAAUUUAAAACGAAAGUCCCAUUGAUUCCAAUAGGUCUGUAUGCAUGACUGGGUUUAAGACACAAAUCCAAUAACUCUUUUAAGCUGUCUGAUUUUUUUUUGUCCUAAUUGAAAAGCAAAGGCUCAGUUUCAAGUAUUGUUCUUGACUGACAAGAAGAAAGAGAUGAUUGUACAAUAGUGUUUAUAUCACUGCCCGGUGCUUUCUGUCUGAUUUACAAAGCACAUAAUGUAACCCUCUUGAAAAUAUAUUUUUAAAAAAUUAUAUGAAAGGAAACUUGUGGGUGUAAAUGGCGGCACUCGAAGUGGGGUAGUCGUGAUGGCGAGAGCCAACAGCGAGGCUGAACGAGGAAUAUAAUAGUCCUUUUGACAAAGGAUUUCGGUUCUGAAAGAAAACAAGUCUAGCCCACAUUCCCUUUUCCCCGUCUGCCACAAUUCUCUCUUCAGAGACUCAUUUGUGGAAAGGAGAGUCUUAAUGCCAAUCUUUGUAAAAAUGCACCAGUGGAGAAGAAUCAUAUAAUUGGGGGAAAAACCAUUAAAUACACUCUGGAUCAAAACGACGGAUGCAAAUUCCACAUUUUUGAGAGUUCAACAGAAAACUUUUGCAAAGAGUUGGUUAAACUAGUGCUUCCUUAUCACCCAAAACUAAGAAGUUUCGCGGGAAAUUUUUAAAAAUAAUCCUAUAAUUGGUUCCUUGAAAGGAAAUAAAAAUUGACUCCCUGAUAAUGGAUCUUUGUAGAGCAGGCAUGGGCAAACUUCGGCCCUCCGGGUGUUUUGGACUUCAACUCCCACAAUUCCUAACAGCCGGUAGGCUGUUAGGAAUUGUGGGAGUUGAAGUCCAAAACACCCGGAGGGCCAAAGUUUGCCCAUGCCCUUGAAAAAUUAAUUCAGAGCCCAAUAUAUCCAUGUCUUCUGUAGUGUAAACUCCAAUAACAAUCAUUGUGGUGGAUUGGGUCGCAUUUAUGAGUUAUAUAAAAAUAUGUUUGUUUUUUUCCCUCUUUCUCGCUGAGUUUCUUCUCGAGAUCUCUCUGAAUCAGUGGUGACAUUUAACGGGAUUCGGGAGGUCAUGUUUUCUUGCCGUUUUCUGUUUUCCUUUCCCUGAGUAUGAGACGCCGAUAGGAAUGAUAGUGUCGGGUUUCUGCGCGCAAAUAUUUGCACUGUGUAUUAUUUUGUGUGUGUGUGCAAUUGAGCUGUGACCACUAACCAUUGCCGUUCCUGAUUGUUAUUUCACCUUUUGUUGCCUUGAAAAGUUUUGCUAAAUAUUAAAAACAAAUCUUUUUGCAAUGCAA
Molecule: messenger RNA, 6319 nt
Organism: Anolis carolinensis (green anole)
Lineage: Eukaryota; Metazoa; Chordata; Lepidosauria; Squamata; Anolidae
Gene: lrp10
Product: LDL receptor related protein 10
Exons: 7
Coding region: 512-2443 (643 amino acids)
Cellular component (GO): plasma membrane
Molecular function (GO): protein binding; low-density lipoprotein particle receptor activity
Source: RefSeq, a predicted model, not a curated record